UUGUUGAAGCCAACUCUGGCCACACUGGAUUCAACAUGGCGGCGCACGUCAUGCAGGAGCUAGAAAGCUCCGCACAGAUUCUCCUGGCUCCACCUAAUCAAGUGACAGCUGAGCAACGACAUGCGGCUGAAAGAACAUUUCUGGACUUUCAAAAUACUCGAGCUCCAUUUGAGCUUUGCAAAUGCAUCUUGGAAACCAGUGCUGUGGGUUACGUGCAGUUCCAGGCAGCAUCCUUACUCAAGCAGGGCCUCAUCCGCGAGUGGAAGUACAUGGAGCCGGGACAGUGGCAGGCGCUAUGGCAACACCUGCUGCAGCUGCUAGCAUGCAGGCCGAACAUGGAGAACUACGUGCGCGAGGAACUGGCAUUGGUGCUGGCCCUCGGCUCCAAGCGCGCCAGUGUGGAAGAUGGUGCUGACGCCCUGAACGAUAUUCUCCAACAGUCGACGCAGAUGGUGGCUUCUGGAGAGCAGCACCUGCAAUCUCUUGGAUGCUCUCUGCUAAGUGCUUUGUUGGUCGAGUUCUCGAGUUCCACACGAGCAACAGAUGUUGGCCUCACGUGGGAAGUUCAUCUCAGAGCCAAGAAGUCGUUUGAAGCAAACCAUCUGCGUAAGGUGUUCCAGUUCUGCCAACAGGGCCUUCGGGAAGCAGCCAAUCGCCUGGGCACUGGUCCAGUGCGUCCUGAGGACCGCAACUUGCUACGUCGCCUGCUCCUGCUUUCAGAACAGCUCUUGUCGUGGAACUUUCAGUUCUCCAUGCUGUUGCCUCGGAAGCUUGUAGGUCUUUUUGAAGCGCAGCAGACUCCGACGCUGCGGCCUGGCCUUGACUGGAAAGGGGCAUUUGAUGAAACUCCGCAGCUGUUGCUACAGCUCUAUGGUGCCUUGAGCCAAGACGGAGAGCUGGCACACGUGGCCCUUCAGUGCCUGCUGCAGUUGGCCACCCUGAGCCACAGUGGAGAGCGACAGCAGCGGAACACCCACCUCAAGCGCUUCAUCCAGGGUGGGCUGCUGGAACUGAUGGCCGUGAGGCCUCCCCGCGCUGGCGUAACUCAAUUGCUGGCACGCCUCGCACUCUUCCAUCCACCUAGCCUGCUGCCUGCAAACAUGCACGUCCCAUACCUCGAGCGCCUCUGUGACUUGGCCUGCUGCGUGCUCCAGUCACCGGUUGGAGACGACGCCGAGCAGCAGCAGGAGACACUCGACCACAUUCUGGACGCGUGGGUUCCCCUGCUUCAAGAGCCACAAACGUUUCCUGCAGAACCGCUGAAGGUGGCCACCAUGAGAGUCUUCGAGCUGUACCUGCGUAGCCGACUGGCGGCCCCUGACGGCACUCGGCCCCCGAUCAGUGAUGAGGAGGAAGUGGCUGAGGAAGAUGAGGAUGAUCGGCUCCGUUAUCGUGACCAGCUGUGUGUGGUCGGCAUGUUAGGCCGUCAUGUCCUGCCCCACAGCUUGCCCCUGCUCUGUCGAGUGAUGGAGGAUCGCACUCAGCGCCUGCAGGAGUUGCUGCAGGGUCAACCUCAAGCUGGCACUCCCAUGACUGCUGCCCACAAGGAACUGCUGGAGGACCUCCACUGGAUCGUGCUCAUCACUGGCCACCUGUUGACAACAGUGUGCGAUGGCGAGACCCCGCUAAUCCCCAGGGAAGUGACGCAGUUCAGCUUGAACUCUGGUGCUGAUACGGCAGCCACACUCUCCCUGCUGUCGCGACUAGGCCAGGCCGAUGCCGUGUCUUCUGUUCAGGGAAAUGUGGACCCAGUGGUUAGACUGAUCGUUGCAGUUCUGCAGCUGUGCCAUGUGGAGAGGGCAGCACUGCAGGCAGGGCUUGGCUCCCAGCUCAGCCCCGAAGUGGCCAUAACGUUGGUGUGGUUUCUUUAUCGUUGGGGGCUGACCUACCUGCUGCCGAAUGAGACAUACUACACGCAGGAAAGCAGCAUCAUGCGGAUUAUCUUUAAGGGUGCAUUGGGAGACCUUGUACAGCACGCGGGGAGGGAGCCCUCAGCACCUGCUCGUCAGAUGAGCCCAACAUUAGUUGCGGCGUUCGGGCGGGACUCGGAGGCUGGCCCUUGCGUGCUGGACUGGGUGCUAGGCAAGCUGUGCUCCAACCUGGAGUUAUGGCACAGUGAGACUGCGCUGACCCUGUCCACCUGCCAGGCGAUGGUUUCGCUCCUCAACAAUGUUGAGAGGGGUCACCGGGCUGCAGCAUGUCCGAGUCUGCUGUCCCUUUUGCAGCGUCAGUCACAGGGCCAGCUGGGUCCUCUCGCACCAGGCUCUCAUCGGGCACUGCUUAAGGCCCUGGUCAUUGCAUGCACUGCCAACAGAUUGCCUGAGGCGCCCCGACUUUGGGAGGCCCUCCUGGGGCCCCUCAAAACUCGCUUUGACGAGUUCUUCGAGUCUUGUGUUCAGACUCGCUGCCGUUUCACUGAGCCGCAAAAGAGCAAAGCGCUUGACCUCUUGGAGAGCCUGUGCGGUGUCGCCGAGGGCACCACACCCAGCAACCUGGACACCAUUCGGCCCAUGCUGCUGCCCCUGCUGGUUCGGCUGUCUUCCAUCGUUGCUGUGCUGCGUUCUGAGGCCACCCUGAUAACUGCCACCACGCAAUUGUUUCGAGCAGCGGCCCGCCGGAUGCUGUGCUUUGUGGGGCCAAACGAUGCCACACAGCUCUGCCACUGUUGCUUGGAACUCGUGCGCCACUUUGCCGAGCACAGCUCAGGCUUGUUCACAACAGAAGCAACUGCCGAGGAUAGCCACGUUCGCGAAUUGGGGGAGCUGCUUGAGCUAUUAACAGAGCUCCUCUCUAAGGACUUCAUGUACAUGGGUGCACAGAUUAGGGGAGCUGCCAACAGCACUGCUACCGAUGAAACUGCUACACGAUUUGAAGUGCCUGCCCCUGGCAUUGCUGUAGAAGGCUUGCGGCUUCUCAUGCCCCUGCUCAACGCUCAGCUACUGCAGUUCCCGACACUGUGUGUGCAAUACUUCAAGCUGGUCGCUCUGCUUAGUGAACUGCAUCCCGACAAAGUGUGCCAGAUGCCCGAGGGUUUACUCCAGGCACUACUAGGGUCAAUUCGAGUGGGACUGACAAGCUACUCUCCUGAAGUGUCCGGCCUUUGCCUGGACGUGGUGUCUGUGCUAGCACUGGAGGUUCACCGACAGGGUCUCCAGACUAGCCCAGCAGGACGUGCCAUCGAGCCGUUCCUGCAGCUGCUCCUAGAGAUGGUGCUACUACAGCCGCUGGACGCCGAGCUCACUCUUGUGGCUGGCAGCGCGCUGUUCGCUCUCCUCUGCUGCUUCCAGGAAAGCUUUGUGCAGCUUGCCCAAGCUCUCGUGGCAAGCCAGCAGGAUGCCGCAGUUGGGCAGCGGCUUGAAUCCCUGCAGACUCUCACUCGAGCACAACCCCUGACCCCCGAACGACCCAACCGACUUCGCUUCAGGGACUCGUUCGAGGCUUUUGUCACGGAAGUUCGGGGAUUCCUGUGCGUCAAAUGACGUCUCUCGAUAACUUAUCACUGCCCUGUCCUCGAUCAUCCCUCCAUCCAGCGCUCUCUUCAUUCUUGCGAUAGAAAAUGAUGCACUCACAUCUGGAACGAGUAAAAUGCCUUUAUUUCUCUACAACUGUAAUCUCCGGUCUCCGACGUGACGUCAUUUCUCUGUACAUGCCACACCUUCACUCUCCUUGGGUUACUUUUAUUGCUCCUAAUUGUGGAAGACAGCGCUAAGUGUAUUGGCCUACUUCUGGGGGCUUGUUAAGUACCUGAAAGAAGAAUUGAAAC
Molecule: messenger RNA, 3763 nt
Organism: Rhipicephalus sanguineus (brown dog tick)
Lineage: Eukaryota; Metazoa; Arthropoda; Arachnida; Ixodida; Ixodidae
Product: exportin-4-like
Biological process (GO): protein export from nucleus
Cellular component (GO): nuclear pore; cytoplasm
Molecular function (GO): nuclear export signal receptor activity
Source: RefSeq, a predicted model, not a curated record